CUGAACAUUUGACAAGGCGCGUUGAUUUUUCGGCGGGAUGCAUUGGGAUUCUCUGCCGUGCGCUUCCCAAGAGGGCUACAGUCGAGCUCCGUAGCAAUUUUGGCUCAAGCCAUUGUGUUCCAAGGUUUUUUUUUGUUUGGAGGGGACGGCGAUCGCUGGCUCUUGUGAUCCAGCACCCUCCUCCCUGCUAGCUUGGCAGCCAUGCUGGUCCGCUCGGCGCUGUUCCUCGGCCUCGCCUGCACUGGAGGUGCGGCGCACGGAGAUGUCCAGGGGGUGGUGAACAGCACCGCGCAGGUGAUCAGGUCGUUGCAGGAGCAGGGUGAUCGUGCCAAGCGCCGCUUCACAAACGUGUCGAAGUUCGAGCGCCAGCUGGAUCAGAUCGGCCAUCGCGCGGAAGCGGACUUCGAUGCGCAGUUGUACUCAAGCAAGACGAGAGACUACGCCGAGUUGGCGGAGCGGGCAUCUAAGAAGGCCGCGGAGGCUUCAUCAAGUACUAACGCAACCGUCGCCGAGGAGCUGAGCGAUGAGGCAGAGGCGCUCUUGAGGAACAUGACCAAGGUAGGCCUUGAGCUCGACGGAAUCGAGCAGGACUUCCGUGAUGAGCUGAAACGCGCACUGGGAGCCACGUUAGAUCCAGAGCUCGCGGCCGCAGACAGUGUUACCAGCGAGGCCUCGCAUCUGCAGAAGAGGUCGCAUUCGAUGAUGGACCCUCUUUAUAGCUGGGGCGACGCCGCCGAGGAUAAAGCGGACAAGUUGAACGACCAAACAAACGACGCUAUGUCUGCAGUGGACAAGAUUGUGCGCCCCUACCGUCGUGACGUUGCCCGCCAUUCUCGUGAGGUCCAGAGGUCCGUCGAGCGCAAGCUCUUCGAGAGCCGCGAUCGCACCGCCGUGUGGCGCAAGGCGAACAGGCGCGUGCGCGCUUCUACUUACCAUGCCUUGCGGCUGCGAAGCCUCGCAGACGCCAGCACGUUGAGCCUCCAAUUGAGCUCCGUUGGGGGCGUUGCGGUGCUGACAGUGACCACUGCGGUGGCAGCGGCUGUUGGGGCCCUCAUGGGCUUCGCGGUGCAGAGGCGGACAGAGCAACGGAGCGACUACCAAUUUCUGUCUGCAUGACCUUGUGCUGAAUGAUGAAUGGUUGUUCCCCCUGUUUUCCCAUACUAGGGCCAGUCCGGCAUGUCUGCUGCCAGCGGGGUGUUGUUUCCUGUUGCCGACGCGACGGUUUUGUCUUUAAAUCUUUCUCAGCCAGGGAGUUGAAAUAGCCUCGUAGGUUUGGAGUAAGGUUUUGCUGUUCCUUUCGACCAGAUGAUGGAAGCCCCAAUCCUGAUGGUAGUCUCCAUCUUCUUGGAUCACUUGCCUUGGAUACCUGCACCAUGGCAUAUAGAUUUGUUGACUGGUGUACAGUACAGUCUCCUGCGUACGCGAGCAGAACAGCAUGUCGAAUAAUAAGAAAAAAGAGGGCUACAGUCGAGCAUCUGAUUCAGACACUUCCUCCCGAAAAGCUUGGCCAGCUUUUCUUAACCGACUUGCCG
Prorocentrum cordatum is the source of this 1532-nucleotide messenger RNA. The record is from the annotation of a GenBank genome assembly. NCBI's taxonomy places the organism in Eukaryota, Dinophyceae, Prorocentrales, Prorocentraceae.